AUGCGAAAGUGGGGCACGUGGGUCUCGGAGAUCCGCGUGCCGAGGAGCCAGUCGCGUAUAUGGCUCGGCUCAUUCGACCACCCCGAGAAGGCGGCGCGCGCUUACGAUGCUGCAGUCUACUGUCUACGCGGUGCGGCGGGCAACUUCAACUUCCCGGGGGAGCCACAGCCCGACAUCACCGAAGAGAAGCGCCGCACACUCACCCCCGACGACAUCAAGGCCAUCGCUGCUUGCCAUGCUGCCUCCGCCUCGGUGGUUAUCAAAGAUGGCGACGACGUCGGCUUCUCCGACGAGCGGAAGCUGCAGCAACUCAUCCCUACGUCGGCUUCCUCCUCUAGUGGUUGUGGUGGUGGUGAUGAGGUGAUCAUGGCUAGCAGUGGCUCGUUGGACGAGGAAGCGUCGCUGUGGGACGACUUGUCCUUGGAGAACUUCCUCUUAGAUGAAGCCGUGGUCCAAGAGAUGAUGAGCAUGUGGGAUCUACUGUGA
Messenger RNA from Ananas comosus (pineapple), 486 nucleotides. RefSeq names its product ethylene-responsive transcription factor ERF018. Bases 1 to 486 code for a protein of 161 amino acids. The transcript has 2 exons. Gene Ontology annotation, molecular function: DNA binding; DNA-binding transcription factor activity. The record is from RefSeq and is a predicted model, not a curated record. Lineage: Eukaryota; Viridiplantae; Streptophyta; Magnoliopsida; Poales; Bromeliaceae. Gene Ontology annotation, biological process: regulation of DNA-templated transcription.